AUGAACGUCUUGAAAAACCGCAAAUUUGCGUUUCUUGUAGAUAUUACAUCCUACAACGUCAACAACUAUAAUAAUAUCUACACCGUUGUCAAACUUACAGAAGAUGUGUCCAUUGUUUCCCAAUUGGAAAGUAAACUAGAACUUAUGAGUACUCAAUCAGUGUCCUUAAAUGAAGUACCCCUGGAAUCAGAUGAUGUUGUUCAGAAUGUUCAAAAGGAUGUGAUAUCACAAACGGAUGAGAGUUUUACUCCCUCAACAGUUGAUAAAUCAUCUGCAACCAGUCCAAUGAAAAUAUCAAGUGAUUUGAAGCGCAACCUCCAUGACAUUUAUAACGUUGAUUGUGGAGGUGAUUUGAGUUCAACAAAAUCUAAAAGAAAAUCAAUCGGAGAGGGAAAUCCACUUUUAGUUCCAAAAGUGGAAAAGUGA
Lactuca virosa is the source of this 426-nucleotide messenger RNA. The record is from the annotation of a GenBank genome assembly. Lineage: Eukaryota; Viridiplantae; Streptophyta; Magnoliopsida; Asterales; Asteraceae.